AUGCCCACCAUGAGGGAGCAAACUGUGGACGAACCCUGCAGAAUAAAACUAGAGGAACAAGGAGAGUUGAUUGAAAAAAACGAGGAGAGUGAAGAACUGAGUGAAGUUGAUGAGAAAAAGCAUGCUAAAACUGGAGAAAAACCUUCGAGUUGCUCUCAAACCAAACAGAAAGAUUUAAAAAAAAUAAUAGCCAAGAAAUCUUUCACCUGCACUCAGUGUGGAAAGAGUUUGACAUGCAAAUAUAAUCUUAAGGAUCACAUGAACAUCCACACUGGAGAGAAACCAUACAAGUGUUCACACUGUGACAAAAGAUUCAGUCAGUCAGGAAUCCUGAAAACACAUGAGAGGAUCCACACUGGAGAGAAACCAUACAAGUGUUCACACUGUGACAAAAGAUUCAGUCAGUCAGGAAUCCUGAAAACACAUGAGAGGAUCCACACUGGAGAGAAACCAUACACAUGUGAUCAGUGCGGGAAGAGUUUCACACAAAAAGAACACCUUAAGGGGCAUAUGAGGGUUCAUACUGGAGAAAAGCCAUUCUCUUGUGAUCAAUGUGGGAAGAGCUUUGCACACUCAGCAAACCUUAAGGAUCACCUGAGAGUUCAUUCAAAGGAGAAAUCACAUUCAUGUUAUUUGUGUGGAAAGAGUUUUUUACGUCUACAUUAUUUAAAAGUACAUCAGAAAACACACAUUGCUGUGAGAGAGUACAUGUGCUUUGAGUGUAAAAAGACUUUUACUUCAGCUGAACAUUUGAAACGACACCAGAGGAUUCACACUGGAGAGAAACCUUACAAGUGUCCACACUGUGACAAAAGAUUCGGUCGGUCAGGACACUUGAAAACACACGAGAGGAUCCACAUUGGAGAGAAACCUUACAAGUGUUCACACUGUCACAAGAAAUUCAGUCGGUCAGGAACUCUGAAAACACAUGAGAGGAUC
Messenger RNA from Sinocyclocheilus grahami, 939 nucleotides. Its product is annotated as zinc finger protein 239-like. Gene Ontology annotation, cellular component: nucleus. Lineage: Eukaryota; Metazoa; Chordata; Actinopteri; Cypriniformes; Cyprinidae. The annotation marks the transcript as partial. The record is from RefSeq and is a predicted model, not a curated record. Gene Ontology annotation, biological process: regulation of transcription by RNA polymerase II. The transcript is spliced from 5 exons. Gene Ontology annotation, molecular function: RNA polymerase II cis-regulatory region sequence-specific DNA binding; DNA-binding transcription factor activity, RNA polymerase II-specific.